Molecule: messenger RNA, 2216 nt
Organism: Drosophila sulfurigaster albostrigata
Lineage: Eukaryota; Metazoa; Arthropoda; Insecta; Diptera; Drosophilidae
Product: putative nuclease HARBI1
Exons: 4
Coding region: 358-1527 (389 amino acids)
Source: RefSeq, a predicted model, not a curated record
GUUUGCAAAAUCCAAAAUAAAACGAGGGCGAUAUUGCUGGUAAUGCGUGCAAAACACGAUUUUAAGCGAUAGGCAUCGAUAGCUCGAUUUGUGCGAUAUUGGCACGAAGCUAACGGUUUUUUUUUUCAGAAAUCAUUCCGAAUUUUCGAAAAUAAAGCAUUUUGCUUCUUAUGUAUUGCAUAUUUCUACUAAAUCUUACAGAACACCACAUAAAAAGCGUAUGCAACUGUUUGUCAGCUGUUCCGCAACUGUUGCUGUUGUAGCGGUUGCUGUGUCCCUGGUUUCUUAUCGAUAACAGCUGCUGUUGUUUCAGUUUGUAUUUGAUAAAAUGAAUGUUUAUGUUUAACGCAAUUAAAAAUGGAUAUUUCAAGACUUGUGAUGUUGUGCGAGCAGAAUGAGUUGAGUUUCCUCAAUCUGCUCGAGUGGGAAGAAGAGUUUGACGACACGGUGGAUGGCUGCCGCUUUAGCUAUGAACGGCAACGCAGGAAACGAAAAGCGCCUCGCGAAUGGUCAAUUCCACGUACCGGUGCAUUCUGGGAGAAAAUUGUGCCUCACGCUACAGAUGAGGAUUUUAAGCAGCAUUUUCGCCUGGAAAGAAGUGACCUCAAUCAAUUGAUCGAAUAUCUAGGGUGUAUGAAAAAAGCAAACACAUCAUUCCGAAAAGCAAUUGCAGUGGACAAGCGAAUUGCCAUUGCAUUAUAUACCUUAGGGACCACAGCUGAAUACAGUGCGGUGGCGAAGCUGUUUGGCGUCUCAACUCCGAUGGUGUGCAAGAUACUCAAUCAGUUUUGCAAAGAGGUGAAACGUGUUCUUGGCCCGGAUUUCAUGCCACACGAAUUCCUGACACAACAGGCGACGCUUCAGAAAUGUGUACAAGGCUUCUACGAUGUCCACGGAAUUCCACAGUGCAUAGGCGCAAUUGGCUGCUGCCACAUGCAACUGAGCGUAAAUACGUUGCUUGCUCUAGUGGAUUAUCGUGGAAGAUUUCUGUAUGUGGAGUACAAGAGUCCAAGUAACCAGCCUGAUGCCGAGACAUAUAAAGGAAGUACAUUGCUAGAAAUGCUUGAUGCAUCACCUUUAAUCGAAUUAAACUACAAGAUUAUGGCGAGCAUUGCUGUUCCAUUGAUGCUUUUGGGUGACUCCAGCUACGAGAUGAGUCCAACGCUCAUAACACCGCAUCCAUCAAAUGCAACACCCCGGCAGAGUGUCUUUAACAAUGCUCUAAAUGAAGCCAGACACGUUGUGGAUCGUGCGUUUCUUGAGUUGAGAGCGCGUUUUGGCCGCUUGGCUAAGGGAUUAGAUACCCAGGGGAAACCCAAUGAUAUUAUUGACUGCUGUUGCAUAUUACACAAUUUCCUCAGCUACAAAAAGAGCAUAAUUUGCAACUCGUGGGUCAACAAUGUGCCAAAUGAUGUAAGCAAACCAGCAAACUUCACGCAUGCAACCAAGAGUGAUCCAGAAGCUGAAAUGAUACGACAAGCAAUUAGCACAAAACUCAAGGUAAGAGUUUCAUGUGCUCCAGAAUAGGAAAUAUAUCCAACAUCCAAGUCAAGGAUCAGAUUGCUCCCUUUUCCGGAGUCUGCCAAGAUCAACCAAAGACCUUUUGGAUAAUGCUAAAUAGAAAAUCAACUCGAUGCUAUAUAAACCAUUUAAGAUACUAAACUUUUUUUUUUAUUUAUUCAAGACUAUGAUCCUUAUUUAUUAUUAGUUUCAUCAUAUUUGUAUCUGCGUAUAAGCAUUUUGGAUGAGGCGAGAGUCGGUGAACCGUACAAACAAGUAUUUGGUAAUCCCCAUUCAGUCUCUUUCACCGGGAAGUACUCAUUUGUUUUUCUGUGUAAGAAGCAAAUAUUUUAGUAUAAUUAUAUAUUAUAUAUUGUAUUAUACUUUUUACCUUUCCAAACAAUCUGCGUACCAUGCGCCUUCGCGAUAAUUUUCUUUGCAGUUUACAUAUUCCCACAUAUCAGUAUCAUCGUCAAUCUUUGAGUACUUGCAUUGAUUAUUGUUUUGCCCAGAAUAAUUACCCAAACUGCUCACUAUAUAGUCAUUAUCUUUGCCAUCAACUCUAAAAUUGUCCAAGUGAACGUUGCUGACUCUUCCAUCAUAGUCCUCCAUUUGAAUGAGAAGCUCAUAGCGUGUCGAGUUCGUUAGUUGAUGAAUCUUUUCUAAGCCUAGAAAGAAGUCGCCCGAGAAGGAACCAAAGCCUGCAGAAUACGUCG